CUUACAACUCGAACGGAGUGUCCUCUAAAGCUGCUCUCCCUAUUCUUUCUCUGUGGAAAACAAUGGCAGGAUUUCCACCAGGAGCGCCUGGGUUCGGCUUCGGGGCGCCCCUGCCGCCCCAGGGCUCGGACCCCUUUGGUGGGUCUCCCUAUAUACAUGGCCAUUUGUUGCCAGGUGGCAAGCCUCCGAAGGACAUGAACCACCACCACCACCUUGCGAUGAUGGGAAUGGGAGGAGUAUAUCCACCGGCGGCAUCACCUUCAUCAUGGCAUGCUAACCCUUUUGCAGCUCUGUUGCCCUCGUCGUUCGCACCAGGGACGGACCCAACCCUGGUUGCGUGCUUUCAGAUGGCCGACCAUGACGGUAGUGGCUUCAUAGACGAUAAGGAGCUGCAGAGGGCACUCUCUACUUACAGCCAUGCUUUCAGCCUCAGAACCGUCCGCCUCCUCAUGUACCUCUUCACCGGCAGCAAUAUUUACAGGAUCGGACCCAAGGAAUUCAAUUUGGUGUUCUACAGCCUUCAGAACUGGAGGGCCAUCUUCCUCAAGUUCGACAGGGAUAACAGUGGGAAGAUCGACUCGUCAGAACUGCGAGAGGCGCUUCUGAGCCUUGGUUUCUCUGUUUCUCCAUUUGUCUUGGAUAUGCUCGUCUCCAAGUACGACCGAACUGGUAGAAGGGCGAUCGAAUACGAUAAUUUCAUCGAGUGCUGCCUAACGAUUAAGGGACUUACAGAAAAAUUCAAGGAGAGAGACACCAUGUUCAAUGGUUCUGCAACUUUCACUUAUGACAUGUUCAUGUUCUCCGUUUUGCCCUUCCUCAUUGCAUGAAAAAAUAUACUUGAAUGGAUGCUUGUUUUUUAUGUGUGCUUAGAUCAAUUUUUUGUUUUUUUUUG
This is a messenger RNA of Nelumbo nucifera (sacred lotus), 892 nucleotides long. RefSeq names its product calcium-binding protein CBP-like. The record is from RefSeq and is a predicted model, not a curated record. Gene Ontology annotation, molecular function: calcium ion binding. Lineage: Eukaryota; Viridiplantae; Streptophyta; Magnoliopsida; Proteales; Nelumbonaceae.